GUGUUUUAUGGUUGUCGCCCGUUCAAUGGUUCAAAGUUCAAACGGUACUGUUUUUGAGAGGAGAGAGAGUUGGGAUGAGGUGAGAGUAUGAGACCAUCAGAGAAGCACUGAAGAAGAUGCUUGGAAGGUUUUCAAGGCGUUGGUUUUGCACUGCUUCUCCUCGACCAUGGCUGUUUAUCGGCCUAGGCAACCCUGGUGAGAAAUACCAAGGAACAAGGCACAAUGUAGGAUUUGAGCUGAUCGAUGCGUUCGCCGAAUCACAAGGUAUUACGAUGGAUAAGGUUCAGUGCAAAGCCCUCUUUGGUCAAGGUUUCGUUGGCGAUGUGCCGGUUCUCCUUGCGAAGCCGCAGACAUAUAUGAAUUUGAGUGGGGAAUCCACUGGACCACUUGCAGCAUAUUUUAAGCUACCACUGAAUCGUGUGCUGGUGUUUUUUGAUGACAUGGAUUUGCCCUGUGGAGUGCUUCGUCUACAACCCAAAGGAGGACAUGGAAGUCAUAAUGGUGUGAAAUUCCCAUUAAUCAGGCUGAAGAGUGUAAUCUAUCAUUUUCGUGGGAAUAGGGAAUUUGGUCGGCUAAGAAUUGGUAUCGGAAGACCUCCGGGACAAAUGGAUCCCAAGGCUUUUUUGCUCCAAAAGCCAAAUGCAGGGGCCCGUGCACGAAUUGACACUGCUUUGCAAGAAGGGGUUGAUGCAUUGAAGCUCCUCCUAUCCAAAGGUUUUACGGAGAGUGCUAGAUGCUUCAACAGAGAGCAGAAAUACAAGCAUAUAAGGCUGCAGACAUUACCAACUUGAAAUGCAAUUUUUGAAGAUUCAUUUGUUCUAUUAAAUAAAGUGGCCUUGGCUUGUAUGAUCUUGAAAGUUUGAGCUGCCAGCAUCUUCACAAGGGUUCUGGAGAGCACACACCUCAUGCAAGGGGAAAGAAAAAAAAAACAGAGGUUUCCCCUUUAGCCCCAUGGGAUUCCAUGGAAAAGGAACUUCAACUGGGUUAUUAACCUCCCCACCCCCGUUUCUUUGUUUUUGUUCAUUUCUUUUAAGGUGUAUGGAUUGUUUGAUGGACACUGAGCACCAAAGAGAUCGAAUGUUAUAACAGUCAAAACAACUGUAGUCCAGAAUGGUAUCUGACUGCAGUUUUUUAGGAUAAUUCAAUCAAUCUAACUUUGUAAUCUGUUUCACACAGGAGUAUUGAUGAGGUAAUUUCUGCUUC
Molecule: messenger RNA, 1203 nt
Organism: Macadamia integrifolia
Lineage: Eukaryota; Viridiplantae; Streptophyta; Magnoliopsida; Proteales; Proteaceae
Product: peptidyl-tRNA hydrolase, mitochondrial
Exons: 8
Coding region: 117-791 (224 amino acids)
Molecular function (GO): peptidyl-tRNA hydrolase activity
Source: RefSeq, a predicted model, not a curated record